AAUUCUGACAUCAACCUAUGUGGAUAAAACCACCUCAUUUUACAGAUGAGGAAAUCAAGCCACAGAAACAGUUUGCACAAAGUCAGGUCGUUAGUUACUAAGUGACGCCAGGAUUUGAGUCGAGGCUGACAGCACUGAGUCCUAAUCCUGACCGUUGUUUUAUUCUGCUUUUUAAACAACUUACUCUAAAAAGAGUCAAUCUUAUCUUGUUUCAACACGUAGUGCCAAUAACAGAGCGUUUCACGUCCGCAAGCAGGAAGAAUACUUCACCUCUCUCUAAGAUAAAAGACCUACUCACAAUCAAAAAUGUCACUGCAGAUGGUAACAGUGGGUCAUAAUAUAGCCUUAAUUCAACCAGGCUUCUCACUGAUGAAUUUUGAUGGUCAAGUUUUCUUCUUUGGCCAAAAAGGCUGGCCCAAGAGAUCCUGCCCUACUGGAGUCUUCCAUUUUGAUAUUAAGAAAAAUCAUCUCAAACUGAAACCUGCGGUUUUCUCUAAAGAUUCCUGCUACCUCCCACCGCUUCGCUACCCAGCUACUUGCUCCUACAAAGGCAGCUUAGAGUCUGAAAAACAUCAAUAUAUCAUCCAUGGAGGGAAAACACCAAACAAUGAGCUUUCCGAUAAGAUUUAUAUCAUGUCUGUUGCUUGUAAGAACAACAAAAAAGUUACUUUCCGUUGCACAGAGAAAGAUUUAGUAGGAGAUGUCCCCGAAGCCAGAUAUGGUCAUUCGAUUAAUGUGGUAUAUAGUCGAGGGAAAAGUAUGGGUGUUCUCUUCGGAGGAAGAUCAUACAUGCCUUCUACGCAGAGAACCACAGAAAAAUGGAAUAGUGUAGCUGACUGCCUGCCCCAUGUUUUCUUGGUAGAUUUUGAAUUUGGGUGUGUUACAUCAUAUACUCUUCCAGAGCUUCAGGAUGGGUUGUCUUUUCAUGUUUCUAUUGCCAGAAACGAUACUAUUUACAUUUUAGGGGGACAUUCCCUUGCCAAUAACAUUCGUCCUGCCAACUUGUAUAGAAUAAAGGUAGAUCUUCCCCUGGGUAGCCCAGCAGUGAAUUGCACAGUCUUGCCAGGAGGAAUCUCUGUCUCCAGUGCAAUCCUCACUCAAACAAAUAAUGAUGAAUUUGUUAUUGUUGGUGGUUAUCAGCUGGAAAAUCAAAAAAGGAUGGUCUGCAACAUUGUCUCUCUAGGGGACAACACAAUAGAAAUUAGUGAUAUGGAGACCCCAGAUUGGACCCCAGACAUUAAGCAUAGCAAAAUAUGGUUUGGAAGCAGCAUGGGGAAUGGGACUGUUUUCCUUGGCUUACCAGGAGACAAUAAGCAGACUAUGACAGAAGCAUUCUAUUUCUAUCUGCUGAAAUGCUCUGAAGAUGACGUGAGUGAAGAGCAGAAAAUCUGCACAAAUAGUCAGACAUCAACAGAAGAUCCCGGGGACUCCACUCCCUUUGAAGAUUCAGAGGAAUUUUGUUUCAGCGCAGAAGCAACCAGUUUUGAUGGUGAUGACGAAUUUGACACCUACAAUGAGGAUGACGAGGAUGACGAGUCUGUAACCGGCUACUGGAUAACAUGCUGCCCUACUUGUGAUGUGGACAUUAAUACCUGGGUUCCAUUCUAUUCAACAGAGCUCAAUAAACCUGCUAUGAUCUACUGUUCUCAUGGAGAUGGGCACUGGGUACAUGCCCAGUGCAUGGAUCUGGCAGAACGCACACUCAUCCACUUGUCAGAAGGAAGCAACAAAUAUUACUGCAAUGAGCAUGUGCAGAUAGCAAGAGCAUUACACACUCCCAAAAGAAGCCUUCCCUUACAAAAACCUCCAAUGAAAUCACUCCACAAAAAAGGUUCUGGGAAAGUCUUGACUCCUGCCAAGAAAUCCUUUCUUAGAAGGUUGUUUGAUUAG
Microtus ochrogaster (prairie vole) is the source of this 1890-nucleotide messenger RNA. It is a transcript of the gene Rag2, whose product is annotated as recombination activating 2. Gene Ontology annotation, molecular function: protein binding; sequence-specific DNA binding. Lineage: Eukaryota; Metazoa; Chordata; Mammalia; Rodentia; Cricetidae. The record is from RefSeq and is a predicted model, not a curated record. Gene Ontology annotation, biological process: V(D)J recombination. Gene Ontology annotation, cellular component: DNA recombinase complex; nucleus.